This is a messenger RNA of Cercopithifilaria johnstoni, 534 nucleotides long. The record is from the annotation of a GenBank genome assembly. NCBI's taxonomy places the organism in Eukaryota, Metazoa, Nematoda, Chromadorea, Rhabditida, Onchocercidae.
AUGUUCACGGGUUCAAGGACAUAUUUACAAUUGUAUCCUAUAUGUAAAUUGUUUCUCAGUCGGUAUGCAGCUCCAUCAAGGUGCAGUUCUUCAUUCUCGAUACGCCUAAUCAAAGUACCGUUGCAAAUAUUGCGAAUGAAUAAUGGUCUUAGGCCGAAGAAUUCCAUGCUCUCUCGAAGAUAUUGUAACGACGAAUCGUUAGAGAUUAUCUUCGAUAUUGAAGACGUGGAAGAUUUUACAGAGAAGGUCAUAAACUCUUCUGUCCCAGUACUUGUAGAUUUUCAUGCAGAUUGGUGUGGGCCAUGUAAAAUGUUGGGACCUCGAAUCGAAGCCAAAGUUGUUGGUCGAGAAGGGAAUGUCAGGCUAGCAAAAGUGAAUGUUGAUUAUGCAGCAGAUGUGGCAAUGGAUUAUGAUGUGAACGCUGUACCCACUGUUGUUGCAAUGAAAUCUGGUGAAGUUGUCGCACGUUUCGAAGGCGUAAAAACUGAUGACGAAUUGGACCAAUUUAUUGACAGUGUUCUUGAUUCAGAGUAA